Molecule: messenger RNA, 609 nt
Organism: Mycotypha africana
Lineage: Eukaryota; Fungi; Mucoromycota; Mucoromycetes; Mucorales; Mycotyphaceae
Product: Snf7-domain-containing protein
Exons: 5
Coding region: 1-609 (202 amino acids)
Biological process (GO): protein transport; late endosome to vacuole transport; endosome transport via multivesicular body sorting pathway
Cellular component (GO): multivesicular body; ESCRT III complex
Source: RefSeq, a predicted model, not a curated record
AUGAACGGUUUAGAAAAUCAACUUUUUCAAUUAAAGUUUACAGCAAAACAACUCAAUAAACAGUCUAAACGGUGUCAAAAAGACGAAACAACAGAAAAGAACAAGUUGAAAAAAGCUAUACAAGAUGGCAAUAUGGAAGGAGCUCGUAUAUAUGCAUCAAACGCCAUUCGAAAGAAAAACGAAGCUCUUAACCUAUUAAAACUUUCAUCAAGAAUUGAUGCAGUCGCAAGUCGUGUACAGACAGCAAUUACCAUGAGAAAGGUAUCUAAUUCUAUGGCACAAGUUGUUCGUGGUAUGGGCAGAGCAAUGGAAACAAUGAAUCUAGAACAGAUUUCAAUGGUUAUGGACAAGUUUGAGUCACAGUUUGAAGAUUUAGACGUACAAACAGGAUAUAUGGAAGGCGCUAUGGCAGGCACAACGACACUAAAUACACCGCAAGAUGAAGUUGAACAACUAAUGCAUCAGGUUGCAGAUGAGCAUGGCUUAGAAAUGAAUAAUGCUCUGAAUGAAUUAGAGCCAAGCAAGGUGCUGAAACAGCCAUCGCAGAAGGCAAAAGAAAGAGAUGAAGAUGCUUUGUUGACCGAGAGACUAAGAGCUUUGAGACAAUAG